Molecule: messenger RNA, 864 nt
Organism: Phyllotreta striolata
Lineage: Eukaryota; Metazoa; Arthropoda; Insecta; Coleoptera; Chrysomelidae
Source: the annotation of a GenBank genome assembly
UAUACAAGCAAGAAGUAUCAUUUUACUAAAAUUAUAAUGAAUACCGAUCAAAAAACUAAUUUUUCGUUACAUAUCAACGUUACAGAUAUACUUUUAACGCCGCUCUCGUGUUCAUCGUUAGUGAGCGAAGUUCUAAAAGGAGUUUUGUAUCAAAAAAGCCAAAUUCCUUACACUUACGACUGCAUGAGGACUCUAGUGACUAGAAAGCGGCAGAAAACCGAAGGAGAAAAGGUAGAUAUUAGGGCUGCUAAUUAUUUUCAUCUCGUAUCAGGCGUUUUCGAUAAACUCGAGUUGGCUAUGUUAGAGUUGAAGAACGAAUUUUCCCAUUGGAAGUCUGGUAUUCGAGAAGUUUUAAUAGUUUUCGGUACCACACCGGUUACUGCAAAUGAAGUCUUCUCCAUCAAGUUUUCUUCCCUAGUCGAAGGCCAUAACGAAAGAAAUCAUAUAUUACAACUGAAUCAAUACCAGAAGAAAAUACUAAGAAAAUUGUUCCUAUCUCAAGACUGGCUAGAUAGAAUCGAAGGAUCUUCUACGUGCACUAAUAUAUUUUUAUAUAUUUUAAAAACUAGAGUUAACAGUGAUAGUUUAGCAGAACAAAGCGUAUUUGUUCCCACGAAUCCGGUGAAUUUUUCUCCAAAAAUGAAGCGUACGAACAUCAUAUUUAAAUCGAGUAACGUGCUCGAUACAAAUUGUUGUGAUAAUGUAGAAAUUUUUGACGAUGUGAAUGAAAAAUCAUGCUCGGUGAACGAUGUAUGUGAUACAGAGCAGGCCGAAACUGACGUAGAUUGGUACAAAUUUAAAGAUUUAGUCAAAGGUUUUAAAGAUUGUUUUGUUAACAAGAGAUCUCUUAGCGAAUUGUGGUAG